AUGCGAGCUCUAACCGAGAUAGAUAAAAUCAACAUUGACAGACAAAAAAUGGAAAAUAUCAUUCAAAACAACAAAAAUGCGAUUCAUUACUGUGUUCUCUACGAAUUUCUUCAAAAGAAACCAAUCGGACAGUCCUAUAAAACAUUCUGUAACACUGUCGGAAAAGGAGUUGUCGAUUUUAAAGAUUUCAAGAAUCUUUUCGAUCGAUUUGCACGUGGAAAGUUUGCUAUUGUUGGGCAAACUCAUGCUCCGGAAAUAGAAAUUCAGGGCUCUGGCUCUGUCCGCUCACUCCCGACACUCCCAGAAGAAAUUCUCGUGAAAAUAGUGGAAAAAUCGGGUCUGAAAGAGAGAUUGACACUUCGAAAAGUGUCUCGAUGCUUCCGUUCCAUCGUCGACGAGUCUAAAUUGAUUUGCGAAAAAAUCGAUAUUCGAUUCACUGAUUUGUCCACAGAGAUCUGUAUCGAAUCGCUUCCAAUGAUCAAUUAUCAACAGAAAAACGGGGGAUGUGUGAUUGAUUUUGGAGGAAAUCGAAUGAUUAUGAAUGGAGAACGUCAUAUUGAGUGUGCAUUGAGAGAUUUGAAUACGAUUCUGAAGAAUCCGAAAUUCGAAUUGAGAGUUUUGAAGACUACUUUCCUAUUGGGCAUUCCAUUCUUGUUCAAUGGAUAUAUUCCGACGGAAUGGACACCAAUUUACAGAUUUAUGGAGUUGGAGGACUUUUUUCAGAGAUUCAAACGUCGUCUCCACGUGAAAUCCUUCGAUAUCCAAUUCGAGAUUCAUUGGAACGAUGACACCGAGCCAAUUCUCUCGAUUCUUCCAUAUCUGAAACCUGGAAUUCUGGAGAAAAUUCGAAUUAAAAUGGACGUUGACUUCUCCGAUCAAAUGAAAGAAGUGGUGAAAUUGGAGCAAUGGAAGCAGGCGAUCGAAUUGGAUAUGAGAAAGACUCAUUUCGAACUUUCACUUGAGAAUUUGACUCAUUUCAAACGUUUUUCCGUUUUUAUUCCGAAGAUUACAGAGGAACAAGUCAUUUCGAUUAAGGAGACUCUCUUCAAAUCGACUAAUUUCGAAUCGUGUACUCUGAAUUACUACGAAGAUGAGCUGGAUCUCGACUAUAUUCAAUCAAAAGUGGGACCACACAUCGAGGAUAAUAAUACUGGUGCUCUUCUAUUCAAGGAUCAAGAAACCAAGACGGUUUUCGAAAUUCAGUUGGGAGAUGAAUCAAUCGAUAUUGUCAGAAAAUGUUGA
Caenorhabditis remanei is the source of this 1242-nucleotide messenger RNA. RefSeq lists its product as uncharacterized. The record is from RefSeq and is a predicted model, not a curated record. Gene Ontology annotation, molecular function: protein binding. Gene Ontology annotation, biological process: innate immune response. The coding region runs from base 1 to 1242 and encodes 413 amino acids. The transcript has 5 exons. NCBI's taxonomy places the organism in Eukaryota, Metazoa, Nematoda, Chromadorea, Rhabditida, Rhabditidae.